Messenger RNA from Clupea harengus (Atlantic herring), 3858 nucleotides. It is a transcript of the gene fcho1, whose product is annotated as FCH and mu domain containing endocytic adaptor 1. Lineage: Eukaryota; Metazoa; Chordata; Actinopteri; Clupeiformes; Clupeidae. Gene Ontology annotation, biological process: clathrin coat assembly; clathrin-dependent endocytosis. Gene Ontology annotation, cellular component: cytoplasm; clathrin-coated vesicle; clathrin-coated pit. The record is from RefSeq and is a predicted model, not a curated record.
AUUGAACCUAGUACUAGUAUUGUAGUACAGCGUGGAACCAACGGGACCGCUGCUCGGCUGGAGGUGAAAAAUGAUCCACGCCACUGGCCGAGAAUAUAGAUCCAGAUCCCUGUGAGACCGACGUCAGAGAGAGGAGAGAGGAUGGCUGCCUUCAAGAAUAACUUCUGGGGGGAGAAGAACGCAGGCUUCGAUGUGCUCUACCACAACAUGAAACAUGGCCAGAUUGCCACCAAGGAGCUGGCAGAGUUUGUACGGGAGAGGGCCGCGAUCGAGGAGACCUACUCAAAGUCCAUGAGCAAGCUGGCUAAGAUGGCCAGUAAUGGAAGUCCCCUGGGGACGUUUGCCCCUAUGUGGGAUGUGUUUCGAGUGUCGUCUGACAAGUUGGCUCUGUGUCACCUGGAGCUGAUGAGGAAGAUGAAUGACCUUAUUCGUGACAUCAACAAGUAUGGAGAUGAGCAGGUCAAAAUCCACCGCAAGACUAAAGAGGAGGUUGUGGGCACCUUAGAGGCGGUCCAGGCCCUGCAGGUGCAGAACGGUCAGCUGCAGAAGGCCAGAGAAACCCAUCACGCCCGCUGUCUGGAGCUGGACCGACUGCGCAAGGAGAGCGCACCUCAGAAAGAGCUGGAGAAGGCGGAGCAGAAGUCGAAGAAGGCGGCGGAACAGUUCUCCGGCGCCAUUGAGAAGUUCAACCGCGUGGGCGGCGACUUUGAGCAGAAGAUGAGCGACUCGGCGCAGAAGUUUCAGGACAUUGAGGAGGUCCACCUGAAGCAGAUGAAGCAACUGAUUAAGGGCUAUUCCCAUUCCAUAGAGGACACACACGUGCAGGUCGGACAGGUCCGUGAGGAGUUUAAGCAGAACCUGGAGAACAUUGGCAUCGAGAACCUUAUCCAGAAGUUCACGGACCAGAAAGGGACAGGGAAGGAGAAGCCAGCUCCAGUGUGUUUUGAGGAGUACCUGUCGCCCGUAACUGUGGACAUCGGGAAGAAGAGUCGAGGGAAAGCCUUCCGCAUCCCUGGCCUCAGCAAGAGAGACAAGGAGCCCGACUCCACGGAUUCAGCAGUCACUGAGGCACCAAACUCUCCUCUGGAGGUGGAUGAGGAGGGCUUUGUGAUCAGAGCUGAUGGGAAUCAGAAUGGCUGUUCAGUUGAAAAGGAGACCAACUUCUACUCCAGCGACUCUGACUUCGAUGACGAAGAGCCUAAGAAGUUCAACAUCCAGAUCCGGCCGGUGGCCAGCAGUAGCCGUGGCAACGCAGCGGCCCACGAGUUGGAGCUGAAGGCCACAGUGGGAGCUCUCUCUCUGCCCCCCAACACCGGGGUGUCCGUGAAACGCCAUCUCUCUCGGAACUCCAGCACGGCCGGUGGGCGCUCAGAGGGGGAGGGAGAAGUGGCCCCACAUAGGGAGGGGGAGCAGAGAGGUCUGCGCAGAUCUACGUCCAGUCCUGAUCCCAGCAGGUUGACCUCCUCAGCGUCGGGUCCUGAUGCCUUGUUUGGUCCCCCGCUGGAGUCGGCCUUCACAUCCAGCAGCUUCACCGGGCGGGAGCAGCUCCAGAGUGCCUUCGGAGCGUCUGAAUAUGCUGCCUUUUCCUCUGACUCCUCCUCUCCUGAGAACGUGGAAGACUCUGGUCUGGACUCGCCUUCCCAUCAGCCCCUGGGGCCGUCCCCGGAGCCCAGCGGUUGGGCGGCGUGGCCCCCGGCGGCCCCUUCUCAACUGGGUAAAGAAGCGUCUUCUCUCCGCCGCGCCCCUGACCCCUUCCUCUCCGCUUUCAGGGACCCCUCCCCCGCCCUGCCUUCCCUCACGCCGGACGAGGUAUCGGGGAUCGUGUGGGGGGGGGUGUCCCACUCGCCUUGCGUGCCCCCCGAGGUGGAGGGCAGCGCCUUCAGCUUCCCGCCGUUCUCGCGCUCGAUGGCGCUGCCCGACAUGGAGACGCCCGUGUGGAACUGUAAGCACAUCCCCCCAGAGGACCCCUUCCUGGCCGCGUUUCAGCCACCCAACCACCAGGAGGCGCUGGCGCACCCACUCCAGCAGCAGGACGCCUGGGCCCCGGCACCCAACCCUGCCCGCGCCUCUCACACCCACUCCGCCCCUCACCCCCACCCUGCACCUCACCCCCACCCCCACCCUGCCGCCGGCCCUCACCCCCACCUCUCCCGAAAGAGCCACGCCCCAGAGCCCUUCUCCAUCCCCCUUAGCAAAGACGGCACCAGGACUCUUCCUCCCCCGUCCUCCACCUCCUCUUCCUCCUCCUACUCGCGUAAGGACAGGAAACGAGACCGCAGUGCCCCGCCCCCUCUGGAGCCCCCAUUGGACAAUCCCUUUGCCAUCACCAUGAUUGGCAGCCCCACUCACCAGGCGUCUUUGGCCGCUGCCGUGGUAGCCACCACUGUGGUCCACGGCCCGAGUGGUAACGGUAAGCCUCCCGCCGCCCCCUCCACCGCCUCCAUCCCCAGGGCCCCCAACCCCCCCGGCGCCAAGAAGGAGCUACACCACUGGGGCUCGGGGCACAACCCCUUCAGCUGUGGCCACCAGGGGGCGCCAGGGGGGCCGGAGGGCUGCAGGGGGGUCAAGCAGAGAGGAGGGGGGGGCGGUGAGGAAGAGUCACGCCGGAACGGGCCCCCCCUCACACGGCAUUCUGGGCCGCAGGAGGACCUGUGCUUCUCCACGGAUAAGGACCAGGACUGUCUGGACAUGAGUCAGCCGCCCUGCAGCCGCGGCCCUCACACAGGUGCCCAGCACAGUGUCAGGCAGAAUAGCUCAGAGCUGUUGGUGGCGGCUCCUCCUCAUCAGGUCCGACCCAAGAGGACUUCUGGGCCGCGGGGUGGCUGUGAGCGCUCCAGGUCACUGUGCUCCUCGCCGCUCCCCGACCCCAGCCCCUCCCUCACCUCCUCCUCCUCCUCCAGCCCCAGCGAAUGGGGGGGCCAGACCAGAGCACCCAGCCCCGCAAGAGUGGGUCUGUCUCGCGGCCCGAGUCCCAUCUCCUUCAGCACACAGGAGGCCUGGCCAGUAGCCGCAGCCAUCACAGAAUACAUCAAUGCUUACUUCAAAGGAGGACAACACAAUCGAUGCCUGGUGAAGAUCACGGGGGACCUGACCAUGUCCUUUCCUGCUGGGAUAACACGCUUGUUCACGGCCAACCCCAACGCUCCCGUGCUCAGCUUCCGCCUGCUCAACAUCUCACGCCUCGACCACUUCCUUCCCAACCAGAAGCUGCUCUACAGUGACCCCUCCCAGACAGACCCCGACUUCAGAGACUUCUGGUUCAACAUGCAGGCCUUGACCUUUCACCUGCAGAGGGAGGCGGAGCUUAACCCCCAGGCCUCCUACUACAACGUGGCCUUACUUAAAUAUCAGGUGUCGUCUCAGGACCCCGGGCGUGCCCCGCUUCUGCUGUCCGCCGAGUGCCAGCGCAGCGGCACCGUCACCCGCAUCUCCCUCGACUACCACUGCUGCCCGGCAACCGCCCCCGCCGCCCAGCUCACGGCCGUGCAGGUGCUGCUGCCACUGGACCACACGGCCACAGACCUGCAGUGCCAACCGGCCGCAUCCUGGAAUGCGGAGGAGAGACGCCUGUUGUGGAAGUUGCCCAACCUUUCCCCAACCAAUCACAGCAAAGGCUCUGGCACGCUGUGUGCUAGCUGGCAGUGCCUGGAGGCGCCGCGUGGGCCCCCGCCCAGCUUGGCAGUGCAGUUUGUGGGGUGCGGGGCGUCGCUGUCGGGCAUGGACCUGGAGCUGGUGGGCACCCAGUACCGCAUGUCUCUGGUGAAGAAGCGCUUUGCCACAGGGAAGUACAUGGCGGGCUGCUCUCUGUGAAGGAGCCACGACACCCUGCUGAUUGACAGGGGGGGGGGGGGGGGCGGG